Syngnathus acus (greater pipefish) is the source of this 5736-nucleotide messenger RNA. RefSeq names its product glycoprotein M6Ab (gene gpm6ab). The transcript has 7 exons. NCBI's taxonomy places the organism in Eukaryota, Metazoa, Chordata, Actinopteri, Syngnathiformes, Syngnathidae. Gene Ontology annotation, cellular component: filopodium; plasma membrane; axonal growth cone. The record is from RefSeq and is a predicted model, not a curated record. Bases 157 to 993 code for a protein of 278 amino acids. Gene Ontology annotation, biological process: neuron projection development.
CCCUGAUCCUCCAUCAUUUGCAGGGAGAGAAAAACACAUACGCGCGUGCACAGACAGCCUCCCACAUACACGCACAAGCACACUGUGCUGAGCGCUAGCAAGGAGCUUUGAGACGUUUCACCCGAUACUGAGACAAAAGGAAUCUAAUCUGCAACAAUGGAAGAAAACAUGGAUGAAUCACAAAGCCAGAAAGGUUGUAAGGAAUGUUGUGAGCGAUGUGUGGGUAGUUUGCCCUGGGCAUCCCUCAUCGCCACUAUCAUCCUCUACAUGGGCGUGGCCUUGUUCUGCGGAUGUGGUCAUGAGGCUUUGAGUGGAACCGUCACCAUCCUCCAGAACUACUUUGAGGUCAUCCGAGCACCUGGAGAAACACUGGAUGUGUUCACCAUCAUUGACAUCCUGAAGUACAUCAUCUACGGCCUUGCAGCUGGAUUCUUUGUCUUUGGAGUGCUGUUGCUGGUGGAGGCAUUUUUCACCACUGGAGCAAUUAGAGAUCUGUAUGGAGAGUUCAAGAUUACUGCUUGUGGACGCUGCCUGACUGCAUUUCUGAUGUUCCUGGCCUACCUGUUUUUCCUGGUGUGGCUGGGUGUCACAGCAUUCACCAGCUUGCCAGUCUUCAUGUACUUCAAUGUUUGGUCCAUGUGCAAGAACACCAGCGUGGUUGAGGGAGCCAACCUCUGUCUGGACCUCCGCCAGUUUGGGGCCGUGACCAUAUCUGAGGAGAGGAAGGUAUGCACGGGAUCUGAGAAGUUCUUCAAGAUGUGUGAAUCUAAUGAGCUGGACUUGACCUUCCAUCUGUUUGUGUGUGCACUGGCUGGAGCAGGAGCUGCUGUGAUUGCAAUGGUCCAUUUUCUGAUGGCCUUAGCUGCUAACUGGGGAUACCUGAAAGAUGCAAGUCGGAUGCAGAAAUAUGAAGAUAUCAAGUCGAAGGAGGAGCAGGAGCUGCAUGAUAUCCACUCUACACGCUCCAAAGAACGCCUCAAUGCCUACACAUAAACACAUAUGAUGCGAAACAAUGCAUGCACUUACCAAACAGACACACUAAAGUAUUUAUUCACACACACAAACCUGCAGCACACAGUCAUCCAUACGAACAUAACAUAUUAAUCAAUAUACAUCAGUAUGAAAAAAAUAUAUAUAUACAGACCUGUGGUAAGCAGCAAAAAUGAUGAAGAAAAGAAACAUUGAUAUCCUCCGUGUGCUGACCUAGACUAUGAAGACUUAAACUGACGAUUCAAAGUUAUGCAAUAUGAAUGUGCAGUGCUUAACAAUUUUAGUAGACCACCUGUCAUUAAAGUGAGAAGAUACCUUUCAGCAUCAUGAAGUGCAUGAAAUGUAGAGUUUUGAUUUCACUGAGCUCUCGACUGGUCUGCUGGGCUUGUCUGAGAAUUCAAAAAAUAAUUAACAAUACCAAGUGAAACCAUUGAAAGUAAAUAGCUAUGUGACUGAUAAUGUGGUUUACUCUCUCUAUAUACGUAUAUACUAUAUUUUGUAGAACAGUACAUUUGAAAAAUCAUGGAUAACUGUAAUUACAAUUUAGCAUUUCAAAAAACUACUGGGGUGUUAAUUGUUAAAAAAAUUUAAAGGUUGUGUCAUAAACCAUAUAAUUGGGUAGUGGUUUAAUAAAAAUGCUAAGCACUGCAGAUGAAUUAAAUGAAAGAACUAUCAUCAGAAAUGUCUGCUGCUAGCAUGACACUAAGCAACAGUCAGUCGAAGACACACGGAAGACUUCAUUGUAUGUAAGAUCAUCUUUUCAUCGAGGGUGUGUAAUAUCAAGAAAUCGCCAUUAAAAACCGCGAUACCGACAACGCGCAGAUCACACACAUGCACAAAAACACACAAACAUAUAUUUGUGGAUGAAUGGUCAGUGUUGUGCAGGCAGUGUCGUAUGGUGGUGUCAUGCUGUGCUAUGUCAUUUAUCCACAUUAUGAUGACUGGUAUUGCAAAGAAAUAUGGUUUACGGGAAAGUUUGUACUUAAAUGAGUGCAAAUGGGUAGCUUGACUCACAUAAACCCUGACCAAAUAUUUUCUCAACUCUCAUCUGGAGCCCAGUUUCAUCGGUUGCUUCCUUGACAGUACUCACUUCCAAUUACAAUAAAUACAAGUAGCCUAUGCCACCAAUGUUCAUUAGCAUAGCAGGCUGUGGCUUUUUUUUUUUUAAACAAAAUGCACUUAAAAAUGUUGAUGCUAGUUAAUCGUGAUAUUAAUCCAAACAUAUUGCCUAGAUAAGGUGGCAUCACGGACCAGUAAAUUGAUAGUGAAUUAGUGUUAUUUAUACUCUUUUCGUAAUGUCAGAUUAGAUUGGGUCACAAUUAGCAUUAAAGGUGGUUGAUGAUUUGAAAUAACUGUUGAAACUGGGCUUCUUUACCUUUCUCUGACAAUGUUUGUGUAAACUUGUGAUUUGUACUCCAGAAACAGCACAUCUUAGCAGCACAAAAUAUUUUACAAAGUCAUAUCAAUGUCAUAUUGUCUUCAUGUCUGUUAAGACUACAUUUUUCUCACUUUUUGGAAUUUUUGCCACAUUUUUACCAGCAUCGUUCAUGUGUAAUUUUAACAGGGGUACAUAUAAAGGGCAGUGCGUAGGGGGUGGGGGCUUGGUAUCACAUUCACAUUUUCAUGUGAUUCUGCACACACAACUACACUAAAAAAUUCAUCUGUACACGUAUAAACACCAGCCAUUGUGAGACUUUGAUUCUAUGGUUUUGCUAUCAUGUUCAGUAGUAGCUAUGUCUUUGUGUAUCUGGCUUUAAUUGGACCAAAAUUGCUUUUUUGUAAUGAAAUUAAUCCAGAUCCUCAUUACAACAGACAACACGUCAUUGGCAUCAAGGAGAGAUAACUGUGAAUGGUAUCUCGGCUGUUUAAUAGUGGCUUUUUUUGUGUGUAGCUUUCAAUGUAAGGGUGAGUGUGCGUGUUUUUUCCAGUCCUAACUGUGUCUUUUCAGAAGAUACAGGAAUGAAAUACUUGAUAGCUUUAACAGCAAUCAUUUUAUUUGAGUUUAGUGCUUAUUCCUUUGAGAAUGCCACAUUACCCUUUUAUGGAUUGAGAGCUACAUUGCAUCUUAAUUGUAAUUCUAUGAAAAUACAUGUUUUGUUCGCAUUAAGUGGCAAGAAACUGAUUAGUAAAAUGAUUGUAUGAUUGUAAUAAGCGCUGAGGGAACGUGAGUCUCUAUCUGCCAGUAGAGAUGGUUGAAAGUGAAAUAGCUGAGAUGAGGAUGAUUGAUUGACUGAUUAAUAGAUUGAUGACGAGACAACCAGCAGAGACACGCACACACACAUACACACACGCACACACAAACUCCACUAUUGCCAUCACUCUGAGCCAUAAUUCUGCUCUUUUACUGUUCACAGCAACAUUCCACUAUUUUAGUAAGAACCUUUAAUGCUUUUUUGUCAAAUCAUAAUUAUGGAAGGGUGUCCAAAAAGGCAAAUUCAUGUUUUUUGUAAGAAAUAUUGUGCACGGCACCUACAUAUAUUCUGUGUAAAGAUUACAUUUAUGUGAAACAGUUGGGGGGAGCAGCCGAGAAAAUGAUUUCUGAUAGGUAACAGUCUGAAAGGUGAAGUUUAGUCUCAUUGUACAGCUUCUCACCCUUAGAAGUGUAUUUACACACACACAAACACAAACACAUACACAAUAUUGAUGGAAGACAAAAGCAUGUAAAAUAUAUUUUUGAAACAAUUAGGCUGGUUAAUAAAACAAAGGUUGAGAUUUUGACAUGUUGUGAUUUGGUAAAAUUAAACAACCAUCUUACACAAAUUGUAGUAUAUAAGGUGCAACGCUUUGACAUUGUCUUGACUAUGAAUUGGAAAUGAACACAAGGUUAGACACAAUGUUUUCUCAACAUUUAAGAGCUUUUGAAAGAUCGAAUUGCAUCAUGUGGAAAACCACGGUACUGUGAAAGAAUAUAUUGAAAUCGAGUUAAACCAACUUAGAAUCGACAAGGCGUCCUGUCCUGACAGUGUGUGAAUGCAGCCUGGAUGAGGCACAAUAGGCAACCUUCACCAGAUUGUGACUGUGUGCUUGUGUGUCUUGGCUGAAUACAUGUCAGUAUUUAUAAGGGUCUAGUUUUGCAUUAACAGUAUUCAUUUCAUAUCAUUUCAUUGCCUGACAAUGGAUGUCUUGUCAGUGUUUUUAACCUCGGAUAAAAAAAAUGUUUUGUGCACUUAUUGACCAUUGUGAGCUCUCUAUCUCUUAUUAUUGGUGUGUAUGUGCAUUGAUGUCCCCUUUGUGGGACCUGUGUAUAGUCUUGCAGCAUUGGUAUAACAUGAAGAAGUAACAAUGAUGACAAUGAAUUAAUUCAUAAAAAUGAAGAAAAACUUAUUCUAGGUUAAUGAAAAAAGACAGUGAAUCUAGUUGUUGUUUGUGGCAUGGUUAUGCAUUCAAUGGUCAUAAUUUUAAUGAUUAAACAGUAUGAAAAAUAAUUUCCACUAGCGCUGUUCUGCUAUUUUUGUUUUGUUCCUCACUUUUUAGCUUGCGGUAUUGAAGUCCUAGUUGCUAAUGGUGUUGCUAAGCUAGCUAGCUUCUUUAGUUGUUUACCACCAGAGCAAUAUAUUGUACCAGUUUAACAAAACUACAAUUAAAUAUAACAUUUUAUCCUUGAAUUUCUGGAAUAGGCGUGCAUGAUGAAACUGCAAGUCAUAUUCAUUGGAUUUGCAGCUAUGACGUAAUGUAUUGCUCUGGUCACCCAUAAUGCACCAACCAGCCUCAGCUCACGCCCUUUGCCUCUUUCUCUCACUUGUAGUUAUAAUGAGCAAUUCCCUUUUUGCAAACGUGAAAUUGCACUGAGGACUUUCAGUCUUGGUCCUUCAAACCAUGUUGUCACUAAAUCAACAUGUUACCUAGCAACAAGCCCAUGCUGCACAGCUCGUGUAGCCAAAGCAAGUCUACAACAACUCUUUAAAAAAAAAAGAUAAAAUUAAGGAAAAUCUUGAUUAGCUACAGUUGAAAGGGGACAUGAUUUUUGCUGGCUGUGGUAGCAUGCUACAAAAUGAUGUAAGAAACAAUCACAGAUUUCCUGAACUGGAAAUCUUCUGUGUGAAUCAAAAAUGUCACAACUGGUGUGAGAAAGAGGAGCGGACAUGAGCUGCUUGCUCCCCAUUUGUUUGAAACUCCCUGUGAAAAUGUUUAUAUUGACUCAUGCCAAUCCUGCAUCCUUCUUGUCAACCUGCUGUCCGGUGCUUAAUUGGACUCACACUCCCAACACUUCCACAGCUCUAGCUUUGGUUAUGUGUCAGUUCAGCAUAAAGCAAACCUUCCAAAACAUAAAAUGUGAUUCACAACAUUUUGUGACAUUUUAUUUUUAUCUAAGACUGGAACUUUACAGUGUGAGUUCUGCAGCUCUAAUCGUCAACUCUGAAUUACAAGAUGAAAAAUCGGCUCCUCUGUUCCUGAAUUAAUUCAGCUCUUGACCAUCAUGAGUGCCACCACAGGACUUAAAACUUUGUUGAAGUGAGUCUGAGUCUGCAACCUUAAAAUGAUUAUCAGCUAUAUACUACAUAAACAACAAUAUUAGACAUUUUGGACGUAGGGAGAUUUUUUUUCUUCUUCAUUUCCAUAGUAGAAUUUUUGUACUCCACUGUAUUUGCUUAGUAGCAGGCUUUCUUUGAUUCACUCCCCCAUUUUUGUACAUAUCUGUGCCAACAGCUUGGGCAGACAGUGGCUUUUUUAUUUGUAAAGACAUAAACUUGCUUGCAUAUAUAAAUAAAAUGAAAUAUUACACUUGUGUACUUGUUGAUAAGGAAA